Messenger RNA from Glycine soja, 2359 nucleotides. RefSeq lists its product as uncharacterized. The record is from RefSeq and is a predicted model, not a curated record. The coding region runs from base 119 to 1978 and encodes 619 amino acids. The transcript has a single exon. Lineage: Eukaryota; Viridiplantae; Streptophyta; Magnoliopsida; Fabales; Fabaceae.
CUGUAAUUUUCUCUUUGUGUGUUUCUUAUAGAGAAAUUAAACCAUCAGCAAAUCCAAGUGUCAAACAGGUAUAUAUAAACAACCAGAAUUGUCUGUGAGUGCAAAGAAGCAAAAAAAGAUGCAAUCACUUGGUCAAAAUGAGGCAUCUCUAGCAUGCCCUCAAGGGUGUUGCCCUACUUCUUUAUUGUUCAACCCUCCACCACCACCACCACAAUCUCAGAACACAACAGCCAAACCUAGAAACAGUUCUGCAGAGUGUAGACACAGCUUUGCAGCCACAACAGCAUCCUCAAUCUUCCCAAACACCAAAUUCACCAACCAUGAGUCCCUUCCUUCUCUGCAUGAAUCAUUCAGUGAGUUCAAGAAAGUGUAUCCUCAAUACUCCGAGACUGAUCAAGUGGACCAUGUGAGAGCCAAAGAAUAUUACCACCUCUCUUUCUCCAACCAAUCAUGCCUUGACUACAUUGGUAUUGGCCUCUUCUCCUAUUACCAACGCCAACACCACCAUGACACCUCAAAAACCCAACUUGCAUCUUCUUCAACACCCCAAUAUUCUGAUAAUAUUCCCUUCUUUAGCAUAUCCUACAAGACUGGGAAUCUGAAGACACUUUUGCUUCAUGGGGGGCAGGAAUCAGAGUUUGAGUCUGCAAUGAGGAGAAGAAUAAUGAAGUUCCUCAACAUUUCUGACAAUGACUACUUCAUGGUUUUCACAGCAAACAGAACCUCAGCUUUCAAGCUUGUGGCAGACUCAUAUCCAUUCCAAUCUAGCAAGAAGCUUCUGACAGUUUAUGACUAUGAGAGUGAGGCAGUGGAAGCAAUGAUUAGUUGCUCAGAGAAGAGAGGAGCCAAGGCCAUGUCAGCUGAAUUCUCAUGGCCAAGGCUGAGGAUUCGGUCAACAAAACUGAGGAAGAUAAUUGUUAGCAAGAGGAAGAAGAACAAGAAGAAAAGGGGUCUCUUUGUGUUCCCACUUCACUCCAGGGUAACAGGAGCAAGAUAUGCUUACCUGUGGAUGAGCAUAGCUCAGGAGAAUGGGUGGCAUGUGUUGCUUGAUGCUUGUGCAUUGGGACCAAAAGACAUGGACAGCUUUGGCCUCUCUCUCUUUCAACCUGAUUUUCUCAUCUGUUCUUUCUACAAGGUCUUUGGAGAAAAUCCAUCAGGGUUUGGAUGCCUUUUUGUCAAGAAAUCUGCUAUCUCCACUCUUGAAUCCUCAUCUUGUGCUGGAAUUGUGAACCUUGUGCCAGAAAGGUUGCUACUUCAGCCAUCAGAGGAUAAGCAUUCUUCUAAGCAAAAACCAUUGUCUAUAUUACAAGAACAAGAGUUAUCUUCCUUGAGUUCUUUCUCUGGUCGGAUACAAACCUCACAAGCUAUCAAAGUUGAACAAGAAUUAUCGGAGCUUCAGAUCAUAGCGGCACCUGCAAAACCAAAAGAAGGUUCUGGAAGUGUGGAAGCAAAAGGACCAGUUGAGAGCCUUCAAAGUAAGAAAGCACAAGAUAGUGGUGAGAAUGGGGGUUUUAACAUUGAGUGCAGGUGUUUGGAUCAAGUGGACUCUUUGGGAUUGAUAAUGAUCACCAAUAGAACGAGGUACCUUAUAAAUUGGCUGGUGAACUCCAUGAUGAAGCUGAAGCACCCUAAUGCAGAAGGGGUUCCCCUAGUCAAGAUUUAUGGUCCUAAGGUGAAAUUUGAUAGGGGACCUGCUUUGGCUUUCAAUGUGUUUGAUUGGAAAGGUGAAAAGGUUGAGCCUGUCCUUGUACAGAAGCUUGCUGAUAGGAACAAUAUAUCUCUCAGAGUAACCACCAACAAGAAGAAAGAUAGAGAUGAGCUAGGAGUAACUGUGGUUACUGCUGCAUUAAGCUUCCUGGCUAAUUUUGAAGAUGUAUAUAAACUAUGGACUUUUGUUGCCAGGUUCCUUGAUGCUGAUUUUGUGGAGAAGGAGAGAUGGAGAUACACAGCUCUCAAUCAGAAAACAAUUGAAGUUUAAUACAAUAAAUUUCACUUCAUUCUUCUGGAUUGUGGAACGAAGAAGACUCAAGAGUGUGGAUUCGGAUGAGGAUUUCAAGAGGAGAAAAUAGUUUACCUAUCCAAUCAUUUUGUUGAUUAGUUCAUAAGUCAUAUAGACAAUUCAGCAGUCAAAUAUAUUUGAUUUUACUUGCUUCUUCUGUUUUGUCCUUGCAUACAUAUUCAGGCAAAGAAAUCACAGCUAGAAAAUUGAAUAUACCCUUCUAUUUAUUCCCAAACUGACAAAAGUGUAAGUUCCAGCACUAGUAUAUUGAGCAACUAUUCUUCAAUGAUAUGUAUGUCUAUUUAACAAAAAUCAAAAUAAACAAUAGGCGAGGUUGGUUCUACCUCAGUUUUCUUGUCA